Triticum dicoccoides is the source of this 1806-nucleotide messenger RNA. Its product is annotated as pentatricopeptide repeat-containing protein At4g20090-like. Gene Ontology annotation, molecular function: protein binding. Bases 26 to 1711 code for a protein of 561 amino acids. The transcript has 3 exons. Lineage: Eukaryota; Viridiplantae; Streptophyta; Magnoliopsida; Poales; Poaceae. The record is from RefSeq and is a predicted model, not a curated record.
UUCCAGCCCGACUCGGGCCGCACCCAUGUCUCGUCUCAUCCCCCGGCGGCUCCACCGCGCCGUCUCCGCCGGCGGCGCGACCUCCUCGAGCCCCUCAAAUCUCCGCAGCAGCGACGCCACCACCGCCGCCACCUCAAAUGCGAUCGUCAGCCUCGUCGCGGCAGGCGGCGACGGCGGCAGCCUGGAGGCGGACCUGGACCGCCUCGGCCCGCCCCUCUCCGACGCCGCCGUGUCGGCGGCGCUCCGCGCGCUCACGGAGCGCGGCGUCCCCGCGUUCCGCUUCUUCGCAUGGCUCUCCCGGCACAGGGGCGUCCCCCCGAGCGCCCGCGCCCACAACCUGCUCGUCCAGAACGCCGGCAGGCUGGCCGACUACCCCACCAUGGCCCGCGCCCUCGACCUAGUGUCGGCGCGACGGCUCCCCCUUACCGAGCAGGCGUUCUUGUUCCUGGAGGCCGCCGCGAGGUCGUCCUCAUCUGCGAGCAGCGUGGAUGACGCGGUGAGGGCGACUCUGACGGUUUUGGAUGGUGCCGGUGGCCCGUGCCGCGCGUCCGGCGUGUUCUCGCUGGUCAAGGCGUUGGCCUCGAUCGGCGAGUUCGACGCGGCCGUCUGGGUGAUCGAGGAGACGGCCAGGAGAGCGAGCUACUACAACGUCCUCUUGGCUGCCAAGUGCAAGGCUGGUGACUUCCGGGGCGCCCGCGAGGUGUUCGACGAAAUGAGGAAGGGGAGCUGCGGCCCAAAUGCCAACUCCUGGAACUACCUCCUCGGGUGCCUGCUGAAGAAUGGCAGGGCCACCGAAGCGUGCGACCUCGUUGAGACCAUGGAGAGGUCGGGACACGACGACAUCCCAAACUCACUGUCGUACGAGAUCCUCACAUACCAUGCCUGCAAGGCGGGGAAGAUGGAUUCGGCAAGGCAGAUUCUCGAUCAGGUGUUCUCAGAAAAUCUGACGCCGAGGAUUACAAUCCACACAGCCUUCAUCAAAGGGUACUUCUAUACUGGGAGAAUCAAAGAUGCUUGCGAUUAUGUGAGGGCUAUGAGCACCAGGGAUUCACACUCCACCAACAGGAACUACAGCCUGCUCGCCAAGCUGUUGCACAGGUCGGGGAGGAUCGUCGAGGCUGGAAGUGUCCUGUAUGAGUUGAUGGAGAAGGGCCUCAGGCCUGACCAUUCUGCUUAUGUUACAGUGUCCAAAGGUUUGCACAAGAUGGGAAGGGGAGAUCUGUGUGCUGAAUUGAAGUCCUUGUUUCAGAAUUUCAUUGUACAGUCAGCUGGUAGUGAGACCCAAUGGCAUCCCCGCUGGUGCUACUCAAGCCAGGAACUGUCGAUGAUGCUCCGGCUUCUCCAGCUGCUCAAGCCGUGGUUCGGCAGCCUCCACCCGCUCCUGCAGUUUCAGAUGGUGCUGAGCACCUCCUCCAAGGCCAGAGGACGUCCAGAUGGUUCUUGGAGCACACUUGAGCCCACUCUGGCCGACAAUAUGGUUGGCGGAAACCAGAUGCUUACCAGUUCCUCGAAAAGCUUCCCCGGUCACGCAAUUCGUGAUCCUCCCCGCAGAUUAAUGGCGUUUAUGCCGCACUCCCAGCUGGUGCUGCUCGUGUCGCAGCAGGGGAAGCGACCUUGGAAUUAUCUUGGGAGCUCAAGAAUGUUUCCUAAGCACCCGACUCAUGAAUCCGGACAUCCUUCAAGAAGAAAGGCGCAGCCUGCAAUAUCAUGAUGCUGUGGGCUGGAAUCAAGACCUCGGCUGUUGAAUAGUACCGCUGUCAUAAAUAUGAUUCGGUUUGUAUGCUGCUCCAAUCGAAUUGAUCAAUA